UGUCCGGUCUGCACGGAGAUGCUGCAAGUGGGCGACGAGGUGCAGCUGUUGCCCUGCAAGCACAGCUACCAUGCGACUCUCGGCUUGACGCCUUGGCUGGAGCAGAACAACUCGUGCCCCAUCUGCCGCCAGGAGCUGCCCGCGGACGACCCGCACUAUGAGGCGUGCAAGGAGCGGGAGGCG
Volvox carteri f. nagariensis is the source of this 183-nucleotide messenger RNA. RefSeq lists its product as uncharacterized. The transcript has a single exon. NCBI's taxonomy places the organism in Eukaryota, Viridiplantae, Chlorophyta, Chlorophyceae, Chlamydomonadales, Volvocaceae. The record is from RefSeq and is a predicted model, not a curated record. The annotation marks the transcript as partial.